AUGCCCUUGAAGCUGAUGACAAAGCACGAUCUGCCCCCUCACAGCUACAAUUUCCUCGUCCCCCAUGUGUCCGAAAACACCACUUCGACCUCCGUGCGCACCGAACUCCACAUGUGGUACCCUAUUCCGGAAGAGAAAUGCUCCAGCAAUGAGAGGUGUUCGUGCUUCAUCCCGAGGUCCCGUGUGGCCACGCUCUCAGGGAGGGAGGGUCCGCGGAGAAGGAGGAGGAGCCCACGCCACUCGCCCGCCGUGAGUGACCAUCCCUCCUCCUCACCCCCAUGGCCGUGGAACAAACACUCCCCUUCGCCAUCCCCCACCUCGCAUUGCAGCCAUCUCGCACUGCACCCCCUCGUCUCUGCUCAUGAGGAGUUAAUCCAUUUGCUCCACGGGGUGAUAGAACAGAUGGCAACUUCCUUGUCUGUGUCUUGCAAACUCUUUAUCACUUCCUACAGGUCUGAAGUUUUUGGACAUUGCGGCGAUGUGAACCAGGGAAGAUCUGCAUUGAAAAAUGUAUCAUUAUCUAAUGCUUGGUUAGGAUCAAAGAGAUCGCUUCGACAACUCCAUGCGCGAAGUUGGCAAAAUCAGGAAGGGAAGACAGGACCCCUUCCAUGCCAGGCUCUAUUCGGAAGGAAAGCUCCCAAGGACGAGAAUGAAGCCGAUGACGCUGGUGACGCCGAUGAUGGUUCAAGUGAUAACGACUCGGCUAAACAUAUUAUGCAACAGCCAAAAAUCAUGGUGAGUUCAGAGGCUUUUCGGCAACAGAUGCAACGCAUGGUAAACAGUGCCAAUGACGACGCUUCUUUUCGAGGAAUUGAUUUGGCGACACUAAUAAGAAAGAAGUACGGGAAAUCUUAUGAUGUGCAAUUUGUGAAGAAAGAAUUUAUGGGUCGCCAGCUCUUGGCCAUGAAUGUGAUGUGGAAGUAUCGUGAGCAGCGUUCCUUUCCUUUAACAGAGGAGGAAUACCUGCUGCGUUUAGAUGAUGUUGCCAACAAUUUGAGAUGCUGGGGAGCUGUCGGUCUCGUCCGCAGUAGUCUUGAGAAGACCAAAGAACGACCCCGUAUAGGCAAGGCGGUGAGCAUUUUCAUUGACCUUGACGAAUCUGGAGGGAGGGCGAACGAAUGGAUAAACAGAUGAAGUCAAACAAGGCCGUUGCAAAUUGCACAUGCAUUUGUAGAUACUUAUUCAUCACAAAUUGUACUUUACAUUGAUGGACCAAGUUUUGACCGUUGUCCUCGAGGAUGCCUAUGUUUACUAUCUCUAUCCAGCUUGUGCACUGGAAGGUGUUGUGGGCAAACUGGACUGUAGAGAUAGAUUAAAAUAUUAGCGCCUACUUAUUUGGACACGUACUUAAGUGAAAAAAGACGCUCCACUACUCAAAUUGGAGGGUGCUUAUCUGUAUCAGUAAAAUUGAACACGUUGAUAUUAUUCAAUUUAUUAUUC
Physcomitrium patens is the source of this 1440-nucleotide messenger RNA. NCBI's taxonomy places the organism in Eukaryota, Viridiplantae, Streptophyta, Bryopsida, Funariales, Funariaceae. The record is from RefSeq and is a predicted model, not a curated record.